AUGAAGAAUUUAUAUCUUUUCCUUGCUGUCCUGUUCAUCCCAUGGAGCUUUACUUUGGCAAAGUAUGAUGAAUUCGAGGAUGGGGAUGACAUCAUGGAAUAUGACGAUAACGACUUCGCCGAAUUUGAGGAUGUGAAUGAAGAUGCAGUCACAGAGUCUCCUCAGAGGAUCAUCACUACAGAAGAUGAUGAAGAAGAAGCCACUGUAGAGCUGGAAGGUCAGGAUGAGAAUCAGGAAGACUUUGAUGAUGCAGACACGCAGGAAGGUGACACUGAGAGCGAACCAUAUGAUGAUGAGGAGUUUGAAGGCUAUGAAGAGAAACCAGAUGCAUCUCAUAGCAAAAACAAAGACCCCAUAACAAUAGUUAAUGUCCCUGCUCACCUUCAGAACAGCUGGGAGAGUUACUACAUGGAGAUCCUGAUGGUCACAGGGCUCCUGGCUUACAUCAUGAACUACAUCAUCGGCAAGAACAAAAACAACCGGCUGGCUCACGCCUGGUUCAACACCCACAGGGAGCUGCUGGAAAGUAACUUUGCUCUUGUGGGGGAUGAUGGCACUAAUAAAGAAGCUACAAGCACUGGGAAGCUAAAUCAAGAAAAUGAACACAUAUAUAACUUGUGGUGCUCUGGGAGGGUGUGCUGUGAGGGAAUGCUCAUCCAGCUGAAGUUCCUCAAGAGGCAGGACCUGCUGAACGUGCUGGCGCGCAUGAUGAGGCCGGCGUCGGACCAAGUGCAAAUAAAAGUGACAAUGAACGAUGAGGACAUGGACACAUACGUGUUUGCUGUUGGAACCAGAAAAGCACUGGUGAGACUUCAGAAGGAGAUGCAGGACCUGAGCGAGUUCUGCAGUGAUAAACCCAAGUCUGGUGCAAAAUAUGGGCUUCCAGAUUCACUGGCCAUCUUGUCGGAGAUGGGGGAGGUCACGGAGGGAAUGAUGGACGCCAAGAUGAUACAUUUCCUCACACACUACGCUGACAAGAUCGAGUCCGUCCAAUUCUCGGACCAGUUCUCCGGUCCAAAACUUAUGCAAGAGGAGGGCCAGCUCACAAAACUGCCCGAAACUAAGAAGACACUUUUGUUUACAUUUAACGUGCCUGGUUCAGGCAACACUUCCCCAAAGGACAUGGAGUCUUUGCUGCCUCUGAUGAGCAUGGUCAUCUACUCCAUUGACAAAGCCAAGAAGUUCCGGCUGAACAGAGAGGGCAAACAGAAAGCUGACAAGAACAGGGCACGUGUGGAGGAGAACUUCCUCAAGCUGACCCACGUGCAGAGACAGGAGGCCGCCCAGUCCCGCCGCGAGGAGAAGAAACGGGCGGAGAAGGAGCGGAUCAUGAACGAGGAGGAUCCCGAGAAGCAGCGGCGGCUGGAGGAAGCUGCUCUGCGGCGGGAGCAGAAGAAGCUGGAGAAGAAGCAGAUGAAGAUGAAGCAAAUCAAAGUGAAAGCCAUGUGAGGAGCCACCUGGGGAACUGUAAUUCACGGGUACCAAGACCUCUGUAACUCCAUAAUCCUCUGCUUCUUUGAGCACUCGUAGCCGUCGAGAGAAAAGUCCUUGCAUUGGUGUUAUUUAAGUAUUACAGCAACAUGCAGGUGUGUGUGGAGGAGCUUUUGUCUCGGCACUCCUUAUUCCAGGGGGUAAAAAAGUUUUGCUAUUUGUCCGUUUAAAAACAAACAAACAAACAAAAAAAAAUUGCAAUAUUCUCGAAUGCUCUUUUGUCAUUUGUUCUUUAAAAAAACAGAAGGUUGUAAACCUGUCCACGUGUGCUGGUAACAUCAUUCAUGCUUUGGUUUUAAAACUUUGGGUUUUGGUUAAGUGGGAGGGAAAAGGGGGGGGGAAAAAAACUUAAAAGGGGAGGAAAACUGCACAAUAAACAUUUACUGUGCAUUUGUUUGCAUCAAGGCACAAAACUUAGAGCCUUCCAUACACAGUAUGGAUUCUUCAGGGAUUUAAGCCCCGUAGAAUAGAAGUGAUUUUUUUAUUUUCUUUCUUUUUU
Molecule: messenger RNA, 1990 nt
Organism: Empidonax traillii (willow flycatcher)
Lineage: Eukaryota; Metazoa; Chordata; Aves; Passeriformes; Tyrannidae
Gene: CCDC47
Product: coiled-coil domain containing 47
Exons: 12
Coding region: 1-1449 (482 amino acids)
Biological process (GO): endoplasmic reticulum calcium ion homeostasis
Cellular component (GO): endoplasmic reticulum
Molecular function (GO): calcium ion binding
Source: RefSeq, a predicted model, not a curated record